Messenger RNA from Cadophora gregata, 1665 nucleotides. RefSeq lists its product as uncharacterized. Bases 1 to 1665 code for a protein of 554 amino acids. Gene Ontology annotation, cellular component: nuclear chromosome. The transcript has 4 exons. The record is from RefSeq and is a predicted model, not a curated record. Gene Ontology annotation, biological process: positive regulation of transcription by RNA polymerase II; meiotic cell cycle. Lineage: Eukaryota; Fungi; Ascomycota; Leotiomycetes; Helotiales; Ploettnerulaceae. Gene Ontology annotation, molecular function: DNA-binding transcription factor activity; DNA binding.
AUGGCAAGUUAUGAAAUCGGCAGUCAGACAAUCUCGUCUCUAACUGCUACGCCCAACGACAUCUUGCGAUUGACUGCUACGAACAACAACGGACAGCACCAACUGCUUGGUAGUGGAGGAGGAGGCAUAAUGGAUGGCUUCGACCAUGAUUUGAAUUUCGAGGGGGAUGGAAGCAUGUUUAGAGACGAUGUGCACACCGGCGGCAUGAACUCCCUUCCCCCCUUCACGCCCUCCUACGAACUUGGCGACGCUUUCUCCACGACUUUUGAAGACCCCUUCUCGUACCCCGCUGGAACGGACUUCUCUUCCCUCCUCGAAGACACAAGCGCAAACGCCAACAAUGAACCCUCCAGCAACUCUGCAGACCUCGAUAACAAGCUCCUCAGCUUCGGGGCUCCAAUUCUCAAAGCACCUAUAUUUGACGAUGCAGGCCAGACGUGGCCAGCCAUGUCGGCAGAGCUGUAUGGCAUGUUCUUCGUCGCAGAAGAUGUAUUUGGGGAUAACCCAACCGGUGCGGGCAGACCUAUGGAAUUGACCUGCUACCGACGGAACUUGUUCCAGAUUUCAGGAACUGUGGUGCUGAGUCGGGGGAUUAAGGGCAUGAUAAACGAGCAAGGACAGCAAGUGCCUCUGUACGACUUGAUGGCCAGCAUCACCGCAAUAGAGAGCAUUGAGGGCAAGAGUACUGAAAUCAUAUCUGUACCUUGGAAAACGGCUGCGGGAAGUACAUCUGAAGAGAGAGCUGGAGCCGCGCCUCCCAAAUGGCCGCUGGAUUUGAGCAUGAACCCGGAACUGGACCCUACACUGGUUUCUAUACCUAUAGCCUGGAAGCGGUUGCAAUUUAAACACGCUACUGCAAAUAAUGGACGGCGGAAAGGCUUGCAGCAGCAUUAUGUGAUCCAGAUCAACCUUAUGGCUACAAUGCCCACAGGGGAGAGUGUAAAACUGGCAGAGAUCCAAAGCGGACCGAUUAUCGUGCGGGGAAGGAGUCCUAGGAAUUUCGACAGUAGGAAGGACGUAUCGCUGAGUGAGCGGAAGCUGGACUCGAAGCCGAGAACGGCGAGCGAUGCAGCGGCGCCGCAGGUGAAGGUUGACCCGUCAGCGUCGUAUAGUUCCUAUAAGCACUAUGCUCUGAAUGCUUUAUCGACCCCUCUUGAUAUUCCAGAAUGGAACCAGAACAACCCCAUCCCAACCCCGUCCCCAUCAACGGCCACCGCCGACCUCCCCCGACAAACCAAGAAACCAACUCUUUCCCAUCAAACCUCUUCUAGCACCUCUACACGACCUCCAAUCCCAAAGGCCCGCUGGAAACCAGAAAGUUCUUCAUCGUCUGGCAAGCUAAACUCUGCAUCCGCACCUAUAGAUCUUUCGCUAGCGGACGACGAGUAUGGCCGUGCAGGAUCUAGAGGUAGUUUCGGAGCCGAACCAGGAAGCCCAUUGCUAGAAAGAGAUAGGAUGAGGAGGAGCGUUGGUCUGGGUAUGGGAAGUCCGAUUGAGAAUGCGGAUCUGCUCUAUGAGUAUUUCCCGUUGAGUGUGGACGAUUGGAUGCCGCCUGUGGACGCGAUCUAUAGACCGCAUGUUGUGCAUCACACUAUCGUCCCGCCGGACCUGAAAGCUGAACAAGUCAAGAACAAGACGAAGAGAUAUUUCUCUGCGGAUGAUUGA